Messenger RNA from Paramisgurnus dabryanus, 2261 nucleotides. The record is from RefSeq and is a predicted model, not a curated record. NCBI's taxonomy places the organism in Eukaryota, Metazoa, Chordata, Actinopteri, Cypriniformes, Cobitidae.
GACGUAUAAACCAGUGUAAAUGAAAUUGAGAAAGGGGUCAAGAGAACUAUGUCGGCAUAUCAGGAGGAUCUUCUCUAAUACAGGUCUGUUUCAUCGAACCACACAGGAUCAAGAUUUUUGUAUAUUCCUUUUGUAAAGCCCUUAAUGAAUCAGUAGAGAAAUAAUUCCUAUUAUUCGACAAGUGAAGGUCAACUUCAUCAUAUGCAGAAUGAGUAAUGAAGACACUGAGAAUCAAACAGACCAAUUGGAACCAGAAUCAUCAUCAGCAUCAGGAACAUCAUAUAAUUCCAUAAAGGCAGACAAAUCUGAUUGUUUGCAGAUGAAAAACUCUUUUCCAAAAACAACAGAAGCCAGCAAAUCUUUUACUUGCCAUCAUUGUGGAAAUGGGUAUAAAAGUAAAGCAUACCUUGUGAAGCACAUAAAAAUCCACACUGAAGAAAAACCUUUCACCUGCCCUCAGUGUGAGAAAAGUUUCAGGAGAAAAAUAAACUUUAGAAAUCACAUAAGGAUUCACACCGGAGACCGUCCAUACCCAUGCCUUCAGUGUGAAAAAAGUUUCACAAACAAAACUAAUCUAACGGUCCACAUGGGAAUUCACACUGGAGAGCGCCCAUACACAUGUGAACAGUGUGGAAAGAGUUUCAGGCACAAACAUGGUCUUCAAGUCCACGUGAGGAUUCACACUAAAGAGAAUCCAUACCCAUGUCUUCAAUGUGGAAAGAGUUUUACACACAAAACUAAUCUAACGGUCCACAUGAGAACUCACACCGGAGAGCGUCCAUACUCUUGUCUUCAGUGUGAAAAGAGUUUCAAACACAAACAUAAUCUUCAAGAACACAUGAGAAUUCACACUAGAGAGAAUCCAUACACAUGUCUUCAGUGUGGAAAGAGUUUUACACAAGAAAGUAGUCUUAAAACCCACAUGGGAGUUCACCCCGGAGAGCGCCCAUACCCAUGUCUUCAGUGUACAAAGAGUUUCAGGCACAAAACUAACCUAAGGGUUCACAUGAGAAUUCACACUGGUGACUGCCCAUACCCAUGUCUUCAGUGUGGAAAGAGUUUUAGACACAAACGUAGUCUUCAAGUCCACAUGAGAAUUCACACCGGAGAACAAUACCAGUAGAUUCCAUCCCCCUGCUUUUGUGCACAUUUUGAAGUAUCGCAUCAGAAAUAAUGUUGGAGAUUUCAAAUAAAAAUCAUUUUACUUGCAUAAAAGUUUUUAAUUGUUUCUUGUUAUACUGGUUCAAAGUCUAACAAGAAACAAUUGUGUGUGUGUGUCUGGCCUUUCCAAUGUUUUCAAAACCAUGUCCCCUAUUCCCUAAGUAGCGGAUGACAAUUGAGUCCACUUUAUGGGGGAGAAGUGAAUGAAAAUGGGUGUGUGAUUUCUAAAACCACGCGUCAAAGAGCUGUCCCAGAGAUUUGUCAUAAACCCUUAGGGGGCGUGCACACCAAAGCUUUUACGCCAGCGGCCGGCGCAUUUUUCAGAUGUUUUCAAUGGAAGCUCUGCGUUUUUCAAAUAAACCAGCAGCUACAGUAGGAUUUUUUACGGCAAUGAAAGCAGGCGCUCGAGAGUUGAAAGAGAUUCAACUUUGGGUGAAAAGCUCCGCUUAUCAAUGUCAGUUCUCAUUAGGGUGGCCAUUCGUGCCAGUUCCGCCGGACACCUCCCGAACAUGUUUUCGGAUGCGCUCCCCAGAAGUUGCAUUGCUCGACGAAAUACACCAUCGAGAUUCUCACAUUUCAGUCAAAAUGCAUUCGAAAAAUUAAGCUUUAUUUCUUAAGACAUACAAUUAUUGUAGUUUCAUUCUUACCUUGAAAUGUAACGGUUGCUUUUCUGAAAUUGAACCUGAAAUAUUAAACCUUGAUGACGUAUGCGGUCGACCAAUGUGACUUCCGGAGAACGCACCUGAAAACAUGUUCGGGACGUGUCCGGCGGGACUGGCAGGAAUGGCCACCCUAGUUCUCACACGACCGUCCAUCACAGUGGAGGAGCUAGGGUUAGGACAAGUAUCACAACCACCUACGGCCUCACAGCUCAAGUAUCACGGCUACCAAAGCGCUCGGCUGAAAAAACAGCUGGGAUUCGUCAUCCUCCAGGCAUUUUCAGCCGCAUUUAAAGGUUUUGGUGUGUACGCCCACUUACACCCAUGUAGAUUUAUGGAUUGUACUGUGAAACCGUAAAGUUUACUUUUUAACUGUUAACUUUUUGUCACAUUUGUCAUGUUUAUUGUAUGAGAAGAAAACAACUGCUUGUCAUAUUUAUA